UGGCAAUUCAUUUCUCGACGACUCAUUAACCCGAAAGCUUAAAUCAGCCAUACGAAAGCUGAACUGCUAAAAGCAAAGUUUUUUUUUAGGGUAAUAGAAAAACUUUGAUUGUAUGAAGACAUGUCAAUCAUGGAAUGCGCUGGUCAAGAAAAUAACUGCUUUAUUUGAGGGGGUAAACUGCGGCUUUAAAAGAAUCAGAUUCGAUUUAUGGGAGUUAUUUGUACAGUUAUGUUGUUCAUUGUAUAUAGAACCACAAAUUAUCAAUACCUUAAGACAGAGAUGGAAACCAAAUUUCACCCUUUCGGAACAGUAAAGGAUCAUCGAUUGCAUUAUGGGAAGUUUAAAGGUUUACCUCGUGGCAUUAUGCAAGCUCGUUCAGAUUUGGAACUAAGGCCUCUGUGGUCAAGCAAUUCGCAGGCAAAGGCUAGUGUUACAACAAAUAAGAACUUGCUAGCAAUGCCAGUUGGUAUCAAGCAAAAAGAUAAUGUUGACGAUGUCGUGCAAAUGUUUAUUGCAGCGAAUUUUUCCAUUAUUUUGUUUCAUUAUGAUGGCAAUGUGGAGGGAUGGUGGGAUCUUGGUUGGGGUGAGAAAGCCAUUCACAUAGUAGCUCAUAACCAAACAAAGUGGUGGUUUGCAAAGCGCUUCCUACAUCCUGAUAUUGUGUCUAUUUACGACUACAUAUUUCUCUGGGAUGAAGAUUUGGGGGUAGAGCAUUUUGACCCUAUAAGGUACUUAGAAAUUGUGAGGUCUGAAGGUUUAGAGAUUUCUCAGCCAGCUUUAGACCCAAAUUCAACAGAAAUACACCAUAGAAUCACUAUACGCGCGAGAAAGAAAAGGUUUCAUAGGAGAGUCUAUGACCUCAGAGGUAAAACAAAGUGUUCAAAUGCAAGCGAGGGGCCACCAUGCACCGGAUUUGUUGAGGGAAUGGCUCCUGUGUUUCUAGAUCUGCCUGGAAUUGUGCAUUGCAUCUCAUACAGGUAA
Molecule: messenger RNA, 981 nt
Organism: Hibiscus syriacus
Lineage: Eukaryota; Viridiplantae; Streptophyta; Magnoliopsida; Malvales; Malvaceae
Exons: 11
Coding region: 208-981 (257 amino acids)
Source: RefSeq, a predicted model, not a curated record